UGUAUUUCCAUGGGAACAACGUGCAACCGUGCAAGAGAUUCUCCCAGGCCGGCUCAGGGGUGCCACCUCUCCAUCUAGAAGGUUCCCGUUGCUGCUGCUCUGGCUAACAGUAUAAGAUUGCAGAUGUGGAAAAAAAGCCGGGCUCAAGUGACGAAGAAGAAGACCCGGCCGUCAGAGUGAACUACAAGUUGAAACCCGCCUGGAUUAUCCACCCGGAGGAAAGCUACGGAGCAGAGCGCAGCCCGCAGCCCGCGCCGGAGCACGGAUCGACCCGCUCCCUUCGGCCACCGGACGGGAGCACUCCUUCCCCGCCCACGGGCACCGAGCAGCCUCCGCCGGAACAAGUUGGGGUUCACCGCUCCUCGAUCCAGGCUCCAACCUCGGAUGCCAAGACCGAGGAUGCCAGGGGAGCACCGCCAGUUCUGAAGAUGCCCGGCCCGUGACAGCCGCCGAAGGGAAAGGAGACAUCGUCUUCUGGAACGGCAAGUCUUCCCGGCACCCCCGCCCCACCAUCAAAAACCUCGCUCUCUCACCUCCUCUCCUCCUUCGGCCUUCCAGUAGCCAAGCACCGUCCCCACCUGGAUCUUGAUUUUCCUGCCCAGGAAAGAAUUGGACCCGGACACUAUGGUCGUGCAGGACAGCAUGGACCCUGGGGAUCCCCGGAGAGGGGUGUUGCUGGAGCCUUUUAUCCACCAGGUGGGAGGACACAUGAGCAUGAUGAAGUAUGACGAACACACGGUCUGCAAGCCCCUCGUCAGCCAGGAGCAGCGGUUCUACGAGUCGCUGCCCUCGGCCAUGAAGCAGUUCACCCCUCAGUACAAAGGGACCAUCUCCGUCCAUCUGCAGAAGGAUAGCAGGGGGCAUCUCAGCCUCAUCGCCAACCCCCUGAAAGAGAACCGAGGGCCCUACGACGCCGUCUCCCCGGACCCAGCAGUUUCCAUAUGGCAGAAGCUCAAGCAGACGACCAGCAGUAGCACUGACCACGCUCUCGUCCAGUGGAACCACGGUCAGCUGAAACACACUAUCCAGGACAGCUGUCCGAGCAAGGCACUGCUGAGAACCGAAUUCCACUUCCGCGCAGAUGUCGCCUCGUUCAGAGAGGAUGCAAACGGGAACCAGGCGGAGAAGAAAAGCUUCAACCCCUGGGGCCUUCACUGCCACAGGGUGCAUCUGACCCGCAUGUACUCCGAAUACCAAGAGAACAAACUGCACCGGUUCUUGUUGCUUGAAAACGUGGUGUCCAAGUACAAAUACCCUUGCAUUCUGGACCUGAAAAUGGGGACGAGGCAGCACGGGGAUGAUGCCUCCGAGGAGAAGAAAGCACGCCACAUAAAGAAGUGUGAACAGAGCACUUCCGCCUCCCUUGGAGUUCGCAUCUGUGGAAUGCAGGUUUACCAAGCUGACACGCAGCACUUCCUCUGCAAGGAUAAAUAUUACGGCCGGAAGCUCUCCGUCGACGGGUUCCGACAAGCCCUCUACCAGUUCCUGCACAACGGCACCUGCCUCCAGACGGCCUUCCUGCAACCCAUCCUCUCGCAGCUGGAGGAGCUCCUCUCCGUCAUCAAGACCCAGAGCUCUUAUCGGUUCUACUCCAGCUCCCUCCUCAUCAUCUACGAAGGGCAGGAUCCCCCCGAGAGGACCCCGCGGAGCUGUUUGCCGAAGACAAACUGCACCUCGCCCCGUGCCCCCCGCCAAGUAGACGUGCGCAUGAUAGACUUCGCUCACACGACCUUCAAGGGCUCCCAGUGCACCAAAACCGCCUACGACGGGCCCGACCCCGGCUACAUCUUCGGCCUGGAAAACCUGAUCCGGAUUCUAAGGGAUAUCGCGGAAGGCAAAUGACCAGGAUGAGAAACUGGAACUCUGCUAGGGUGUCGGCACGGCCGAGGGACCCAACGGGAGCUAAAUUAGGCUGUGCAACCCCUGUCAGCUUUGGAAUCACCACACCCGCCCCGGAGGGAGGAUUUCAAAGAGAGCGCGGGCAGCAGCAAAGGGCGGGACGCGAUAAAUGCCCCCGAAAAGACCCAGCGGGUGCCAAAGUGAGCUGCCGGGGCAGAGUUUAAAUGGGAUGAGUUGCCAGGUCUCGAGUGGCCAGGGCAGUCGUGCCCGGACCACCCCGGACCCAAACCGAAGGGGCCCAUUUCCAAAUGUCAACACUCUUGAACCUCAGCAUGAGUCCACAACCAUUCUGAACCUCGAGUCCUGAGCGGAUCGGGCUGAUUCUGUCAGUCACGGACGGCACACAGAUUCACGCCUUGAUCCGGGCGGGGCGGAGACAGGGACGUUUUUGACGUUUGGCUAGACCUUAAGUCUCUUUCUUUUCCUUUUCUGUUUAUUUUUUUCUUUUGGAGAGAGGAAUGCAGGGAAAACCUGGUGAAAUGUUUACAAGACUGGUGGACACAGGUCAAUGAAACACCAACGGUUCUAACGAAUUCCUUUCUGGGCUGGGCAGAAACCGAUUAAGGAAUCUUUGACUCAAGACCAGAACUAGGCAAGCAAGAAAUUUGUUAAUAAAACUGCCCAGGUAACUCUU
Ornithorhynchus anatinus (platypus) is the source of this 2533-nucleotide messenger RNA. It is a transcript of the gene IP6K3, whose product is annotated as inositol hexakisphosphate kinase 3. Bases 625 to 1842 code for a protein of 405 amino acids. Gene Ontology annotation, cellular component: nucleus; cytoplasm. Lineage: Eukaryota; Metazoa; Chordata; Mammalia; Monotremata; Ornithorhynchidae. The record is from RefSeq and is a predicted model, not a curated record. Gene Ontology annotation, biological process: inositol phosphate biosynthetic process; phosphatidylinositol phosphate biosynthetic process. Gene Ontology annotation, molecular function: inositol hexakisphosphate kinase activity. The transcript has 9 exons.